CUUUUCCUCACUCUUGUUUUGAUUUCAGAUGUUGAUUCUUAGUGCUAUAUACAUAUAUCUCACAUAUAUAUGCAAUCUAAUUGAGCUACAGGUUCUAGUACUUUCUAAACCCUAGAGCAUUUAUGUUUCCUCGUUUAAUUUGAUUUCGUGCAUCGCUGCUUAGUUCUAGCUUUUGAGUUUCGAAUUAUUUAAUUGAUGUAUAGUGUAUUCGUUUCUAAUUUCCCGCUAAUCGUAUUUUGUUCAAGUGAUUCGAGUAAGUAAUGUGCUGUACAAAAAAAAAUAAAGAAAUUGCAAGUGCAUCUAAGUCAAUGCCAUGAGUUGCUCUCGCGUUAUAUUGUGGAUAAUUGAUACUACUUUAGUAAUCGAAGAGGUAUAGAGAUAAUUGGUUAGUCUUGGGAGGUAUUUGAUUUGAUUUAAGUCUGUGGAUAAUUUCCUGCAUUUUGGACGUUUAGUUUGCAUGAUGGAUUUUAGGUUGUGAAAAAUUUGUUUUAAAGUACGAUAGUUCCAAUAUGUUGUGAUGUUUAUCCCCUUUCUUUAUCUUUGUUUGAUUUAAACAUAUGAGAAUUGUCUUUGAAUUGACCGGAAUCUUUUUUGUUAUGUAUUCAUAGCUUGUGAAGUUUUCCAUCUUUUUUCCUAUUGUGUAUGUUGGUAUUACAUAUUAGUCAUUCAUUUCUAGCAGUCCUAUUGGGAAAAACACAAGAAUUUUUGUAGCACGUAUUGGGAAAUUGAUGUCUUAUAGCAAGGAAUAUGAAAUUGAGUUCUAUUUUUGGUGAUUUGUAUAGUUUUUGACUGGGAUAGUGUUGUGUACGUCUGUACAGGAGAAAAGAACUGAAGGAUGAAAUGAACUAAAGCGUUUUGUUCUUAAUUGGUUAGGAGUUAAGACAAAUGGAUAAUAUGCAGUAUGCUGAAGAGUUAGUGAGAGAGUAUCUUGUCUUUAGAGGGUUUACAAGUACUCUGCAGACUUUUGAGAAAGAGUUGAGCACUGAUAUUGGCAAAGGAUUUCAAGUGGAUAAGAUAUUAGAUUUGAUAUUUUCGGUUUAUAUUCCUAAAUUUCAGGUGGAGAACUUGAUUGGUCUGCUAAGAUUCUUCAAGCAGUGCUUUUCUUCUUUUGAAGCAGUCCUAACUACUGCAUUGGCAAAGAUAGAGGUCUCUAUUUUGAAGUAUUACAUCAUCCAUGCCGUACAAUUCGGAAGAACUGAUAAAGUUGUAGAGUUUUUUGAAUUGAACGGUAAUGACUUGUUGCAGAGUAAUGAGGACUGGACUUCGUGGUUUGCCAUCCCUUAUCUUAAGAACCCAAGCUCCGAUCCCAGCUUUCACAUAUAUUUUUCAAAGGAGUGGUUUGACGCCUUGCAUCUUUCUGUCAGGAACUUCUUGUGUGAGAUAUUUAAUGGCACUCGCAUUCCAGCUUUGUUGAGGAUCAGUUCUGAAAGAAAUACUGUUAAAAGUUUAAAAAAUAAUAUCAAGCAUCUUAAUCUCAAACUGUCAGAACUUCAAGCGUUGCUUGAGGAAAAAGAAACUCGGUUAUCAUCUUCACUGAGCAGGACACUAACGACCAAGGAAGUAAAUGUGGAUGAAGAUGUCACUUCACCAUCUAUAAGUGGUCAAGAAGCUUAUACGCCGGAUUCUCUGGAUGCUGGUGGAAAUGAGUUUAAUCAGGAUAUAGAUGUUCAGAAGUCAAGCAGUGCUCAUGGUUCAGGCUUGAGAACUAGUGAUGUUGGUUAUGGCGGGGAGGAUUUUGAGAAAGAAAUACAUCGAGAAGAAGAUUUUCCAGAGGUGAAAGUGGUGUUUCAGGAGACUUUCCUAGGUCACACAAGUCCCAUUAGUCGAUGCCGCUUUUCUGCAUCUGGAGACAACAUUGCAAGUGCUUCCAUAGAUGGCACAGUCAGGAUUUGGACAUAUGACUCAGCAACGCCAGUAUCAAGAAGUGCAACCAUUUAUUGUGGGGCAGAGAUCAUGUCACUUGAAUGGGAUUGUAAAUCUGACCGCUUGCUUUUAAUAGGCACUGCUGAUGGGGGCAUCAAAGCAUGGAAUGCUGAUGCAAAAAGAGUUGUUUGUGAUCUUAGUACGACUGCAGCAUACCCAAGUGUUGUGGACUUGAAGUGCAGUCCUGUUGAACCAAUUUUUGUCUCUGCAGCAGCAUCCAGAGGGCAGGGCACAGAUACUAUUUCAAAAUUGGGAUGUGCAUCAUUGACUGUUUGGAACAUGAGGACUUGGAAGGCCAUGACAGUCCUGCCUCUUGGUGAAGAUCCACCAGCAAUUACUUCAUUAUGCUUUAACCACAAUGGGAAGAUCUUAGCAGCUGCUGCAAGUGAUGGAAUGAUUCAUAUGUUUGAUAUGUCUGCUGGUUUGCAAAUUACCGGAUGGCCAGCUCAUGAUUCUGCUAUAAGCUCUGUUCUUUUUGGGCCUGACGAAACUAGCAUAUUUAGCCUGGGAUUAGAUGGCAAGAUAUAUGAAUGGAGCUUGCAAAGUCCUGGUAAAGUUCUUUGGUCAAGAAAUUGCAACAGGUUUUGUAACCCCCAAAAUUCAGUACAACCUAGACAUGAAAUGGCUCUGGAUGCUAAUGGGAGAAGGCUUUUGGUGACAUCUGGUUCAGUUAGAGCACCGAUAUAUCAGGUUCGCGCUUAUAUGAAUGGGCUGAGAACUCUUCCUCAUAGUGCGGCGAUAACCACUGUAGAUUGGCACCCAACCUUGCCUAUCUUUUUGACGGGGUCAGCCGAUAAUUCAGUACGAGUCACAUCUAUAUCAUAAUGGCUUCUAUUCCCAGUAUUAGUAGGUUUACCUUCUAUUGGUUGUCAGCUUCCGGUUUGCAUAGGAAAUCAUCUCAAUGUAAUACCAGUAGUUUAAAAAUGAUGGAAUUAGUAAUUCACACGGUCAUGUUACGUUUCUUGAAUUUUCAAAUGUUCACAAAACUAUAGAAGUCAUAUAACAAUCCAAAGAGCUUCAUUUUAUAGAACAGGAAGGUUUAGGUGGUUGGAAGAAGAAAGCUUACCUUGAAAGAAAACAUAUAUUAAUGUCUUUUUCUUGUACGAGGAAUUCAUUGGAAUUUUAUAUUUCAUAUGGUCUUCUCCUAUCUAUAACAAAUCUGUUUUACAUGCA
Molecule: messenger RNA, 3096 nt
Organism: Daucus carota subsp. sativus
Lineage: Eukaryota; Viridiplantae; Streptophyta; Magnoliopsida; Apiales; Apiaceae
Exons: 16
Coding region: 886-2748 (620 amino acids)
Molecular function (GO): protein binding
Source: RefSeq, a predicted model, not a curated record